AUGAUACUAGCGAACCAGUAUCGUUUGGAGGUUGACAACAAAAGAAUCACCACAUUCAGUAGGUUGAUAAACUUACUGCAAGUGGCCGAAAGGCACAAUGAGAUUCUUGUCAACAACAAUGCCAGAGCUGUCGGGAAAAAGAAAGUUCCCGAAGCUAACCAUGGCAAGGUCAAUAAAGGGAAGGGCCCCAAAGGAAAGAUGGCUCGACAUUCUGAUUCAGAUCCAUACCCACGUGGAGAUAACACCUCUCAUGGAAGAGGACGUAAGGGACAUAAUCGAGGUCGAGGGAGAAAUGGUCAUUCUAAUGUUUGGCAUAGAGAAGGAACUUCUGGCCAUAGUGGUAGUGAUCCUAAGUUCGAGAAAACCCCUAAGAAUCCCUCCACUAAAAAGGCUGCAGAUGGAAGUGCGCGUUGUUUUAAGUGUGGAUUCACCGGACAUUGGUACAAGCAUUGCAAGGCUAGCGCCAAUGUAGCUUCGAGCUAUAAAAAGUACCGGGAAGCUAUCGAACAGGAGGCUAACUACGCAGAAGAAAAUAUUGUUACCCCUGACGCUAACCUCACAGUCUCAGACUUCCUGGGAAACGAGGACGUUGCCCCAACAAUGGAUGUGCCUGACUUUUCCUGGGCCUAA
Papaver somniferum (opium poppy) is the source of this 630-nucleotide messenger RNA. RefSeq lists its product as uncharacterized. The record is from RefSeq and is a predicted model, not a curated record. Gene Ontology annotation, molecular function: zinc ion binding; nucleic acid binding. Bases 1 to 630 code for a protein of 209 amino acids. The transcript has a single exon. NCBI's taxonomy places the organism in Eukaryota, Viridiplantae, Streptophyta, Magnoliopsida, Ranunculales, Papaveraceae.